AUGGAGGGGAGAGGGAGAAGAGAAAACACGAAGGGGAGAGAGAGAAGAGAGAACACGAAGGGGAGAGGGAGAAGAGAGAACACGAAGGGGAGAGGGAGAACAGAGGGAACGAAAAGGAAAGGAGAGAGAACACGAAGGGGAGAGGGGGUAGAGAGGACACGAAGGGGAGAGGGAGAAGAGAGGACACGAAGGGGAGAGAGAACACGAAGGGGAGAGGGAGUAGAGAGGACACGAAGGGGAGUAGAGAGGACACGAAGGGGAGUAGAGAGGACACGAAAAGGAGAAGAGAGAACACGAAGGGGAGAGGGAGAAGAGAAAACACGAAGGGGAGAGGGGGAAGAGAGAACACGAAGGGGAGAGGGAGAAGAGGGAACACGAAGGGGAGAGGGAGAAAAGAGGACACGAAGGGGAGAGGGAGAAGAGAGGACACGAAGGGGAGAGGGAGAAAAGAGGACACGAAGGGGAGAAGAGAGGACACGAAGGGGAGAGGGAGAAGAGAGAACACGAAAGAGAAGAGUAGAGCGAACACGAAGGGGAGAGGCAGAAGAGAGGACACGUAGGGGUAAGAGAAAAGAGGGGAUACAAAGGGAAAGAGUAGAGAGGACACGAAUGAGAGAGGGAGAAGAGAGAACACGAAGGGGAGGGGGAAGGACACGAAGGGGUGAGAGAGAGGAGAUGACCCGAAGGGGAGAAGAGAGAACACGAAGGCGGGGGGAAGUAGAGAGGACACGAAGGGAAGGAGAGGAGAGGACACGAAGGGGAGAGGGAGAAGAGAGGACAUAA
Pecten maximus is the source of this 783-nucleotide messenger RNA. RefSeq names its product vicilin-like seed storage protein At2g18540. The transcript is spliced from 3 exons. Bases 1 to 783 code for a protein of 260 amino acids. The record is from RefSeq and is a predicted model, not a curated record. Lineage: Eukaryota; Metazoa; Mollusca; Bivalvia; Pectinida; Pectinidae.